AAUUCGAAUGUCGCGGACAUAGCAAGAUGGCGCGGAUAAUUUUGACAUUUGUUUUUUUAAUUUUCGCUCUAAAUAACGCAAAGGCGGAUAACCAAAGAGGUUUUAUAACAGCGUUAGAAGAAAAAUUGGAAAAUAAAUUAGUUUUUUAUGGUAAUAUUUUUGCGAAAUGGUUGGAAAAUGUUUACGAUACGCAUUUGGGAAGAAGUGAAUUGGGAAAAAUGCUUAAGUAUAAUGCAAUUAAGCCGAAAUUCAGCAGGAUUGGUGAUGAGUCGCGUGGCAUGAAGAAAUUGUCAAUGAUGUUAUUACCUAUAAUAUUUCACGUCGGCGCCACGUCAACAUGGCUGGUACUGACAGCAUUGAUGGCGGCAAAAUCUGUCGCCAUUGGAAUCAUGCUGCUCGUUUUCAAAAUCGCCGUCAGUUCUGCUAAGGUGGCAUCUUUCUUCACAGCGUGGAAGCAUAAUCACCCUCACCACGACUCCUGGACUCCACAUUACGAACAUGGUCACUACCGCAGCAUAGACGAUUCCGGAUCUCACAGCGAUUCACAUUAUGUUUCAUACAACCCUGAUCCAGUGUGGAACACAGAGUACAAGACUUUACCUAGUAGCCUGGACUCCGACCAUUAUGAAGAGGCUCAUUUGGAAGAGAAAAUUGAUAAGAAAGCAUAG
Maniola jurtina (meadow brown) is the source of this 668-nucleotide messenger RNA. RefSeq lists its product as uncharacterized. The record is from RefSeq and is a predicted model, not a curated record. NCBI's taxonomy places the organism in Eukaryota, Metazoa, Arthropoda, Insecta, Lepidoptera, Nymphalidae. Bases 27 to 668 code for a protein of 213 amino acids. The transcript has 5 exons.